Messenger RNA from Alternaria burnsii, 1398 nucleotides. RefSeq names its product cation diffusion facilitator 10. Gene Ontology annotation, molecular function: monoatomic cation transmembrane transporter activity. Lineage: Eukaryota; Fungi; Ascomycota; Dothideomycetes; Pleosporales; Pleosporaceae. Gene Ontology annotation, biological process: transmembrane transport; monoatomic cation transport. The transcript has 5 exons. The record is from RefSeq and is a predicted model, not a curated record. Gene Ontology annotation, cellular component: membrane. The coding region runs from base 1 to 1398 and encodes 465 amino acids.
AUGGUCGGAACCAGACGCAACAUUCUCAACAGCCACAACAGCAACGGCAGCAUUAACAGCAGAAGCAAUGCCAACGAGUUCAGUAAAUACCAGCGUGUCGACCUGGAAGGAGGGUAUGGAGGAAAUAAUCCCGUUAGAUCAAAGAAGCGAUUUCGCGAUGCGAUCGACCAAACCGUAAAGGACAAUCGCGCCAAUGAGAUGAAGAAGAAGUUGAUCGAUAAUAUCGACCAUGAAGCGCUGGAAUUUUUCAGGAAGAGCGAUGAGAGUCUCAAAUCCAUCAAGAAUAAGAGAGUACGCGGCUUCUACGAGGAGCAGAACUCGCGCUUGGACGACUGGGCAGAAGUAGACAUGGUUGUCUCUUCGCUUGCCGACGAUAUUGUGGAUAGUAUGAACCCGCGAGAUACUGAUGGCGACGGAGUAGCAGAAGACCGUGGACCUUUGGGCAAUAGCGGCGAGGAAUUGGAACCUUUUCUCCCCGAAGAAGAGCGUGACCGAAGAGCGAGAUCUGCCAAACACGCACGGUGGGCCAUAAACAUCAACGUCCUUGUGAACGUCCUUCUACUCGCGGCCAAGGGUGUAGCAGCGAUCUGGUCCAGCUCUUUGUCGCUGAUCGCGUCUCUUGUUGAUUCGGCACUUGACUUGCUAUGCACCAUCAUCAUCUGGACCACCAACAAACUCGUUGGCUGGCGUUUGCAGAGUCUAAAGAAGAAGUUUCCCAUCGGCCGACGACGCCUCGAACCCAUCGGAAUUCUGGUCUUCUCUAUCAUUAUGGUCAUAUCUUUCCUCCAGAUUCUGCAAGAGUCGGUCAAGAAGCUCCUACCAAGCGGCGAUCACAGUGUAUCUCAAUUGCCACCCGCUGCUAUCUUCGCCAUGGUAGCUACAAUCGUUGUCAAGGGCACUAUCUGGAUUGGAUGUGCAAGGGUCAAGACAACGCAAGUACAGGCCCUCGCCCAAGACUGCAAAACUGAUGUGUAUUUCAACACACUUUCCCUUCUUUUCCCUCUCAUCGGCGGCCACGUCGGCAUCUGGUGGCUCGAUCCUCUCGGCGCAGCUUGCCUUUCGCUAUACAUCAUCUACGACUGGGCUUGCACUUGUUUCGAAAAUGUCACUCGUCUGACCGGUGAAGCAGCCAAUGACCGUGUGGAGCGCAAGAUGAUGUACAUGGCGUACCGCUUCUCACCCCUUGUUGAAGGUUUCAAGAGUCUCAAGUGCUACCACGCAGGUGAUGGUGUCUGUGUGGAGAUCGAUGUGCUCAUGAAGGAGGAGACACCGUUGAGAAAAUGUCAUGAUAUUGCCGAGACUCUGCAGUACUGUCUAGAAGGCUUAAAUGAGGUGGACCGCGCCUUUGUGACAAUGGACUACACUUCACAAGGCCCCACAGGCCAUGCUGGUAGCUAG